Molecule: messenger RNA, 372 nt
Organism: Debaryomyces tyrocola
Lineage: Eukaryota; Fungi; Ascomycota; Pichiomycetes; Serinales; Debaryomycetaceae
Source: the annotation of a GenBank genome assembly
AUGUCUAUGAAUCCUGAAGCUUUACAGAAACUUUUGAUUGAAAUGGACAAUCAAUUAAACGUUUCCAGAGCGGAAUUAUCCAUGUGUAAUCUACAAUUAGAUAGGGUUAAUACAAACUUAAAUCUCAUUCAACUGACUAAUAAAUCAUUAAAUAAAGUAUGCAAUACAAAGGAUAAUGAAGCAGUGUGGCAGGGUAUUGGUAAAGCUUUUGUUAAAAAUGAUGUGAAUUCUUACUUGAAAGAAAUGUCUCAAGACGAGAAGGAAUUUAAUGAAAGCAAGGAGAACUUAUCUAAAAAGAAGAAUUAUUUAGAGACUACUUUAGACAAGACUCUUGAAAACAUGACCCAAAUCGUUGGAAAUGUGAAGAAAUAG